GGAGACAUCACUGCAGUCAGGAAUGGAGCUGGUGUCUCUGCUGUUUUUGUCUCUACUGGGCUUUCAGCUGGGCUCUGGAGCCCCUGCUCCAGCUCCAGCCCCGGCCCCGGCUCCGGCCCCUGGCCCGGUGUUUCUCUCAGGUCAGGCAGCCGACGGCGUUCUGCGGCGGAACAAACGUCACAACAGGGGCGUGUUUGAGGAGGUGCUGGAAGGUAACCUGGAGAGAGAGUGUAUCGAGGAAGUGUGUGACCUGGAGGAGGCCAGGGAGGUCUUUGAGAAUGAUCAGACGACAAUGGAAUUCUGGGCAGGAUAUAUAGAUGGAAAUCAGUGUAAGUCAAGUCCGUGUCUGAACCAAGGCUCGUGCAAAGACCUUCGAGGCUCCUUCACCUGCGAGUGUGUGGAAGGUUUCAUCGGCAGGACAUGUGAGAUCGCUGUAACAAAAAGAUGUGACGUGAACAACGGAGACUGUAUGCAUUUCUGUGAGAUGAUGGGAACCUUCGGAGCCAAAUGUUCCUGUGCCGCAGGAUACACGCUGAUGGAGGACGGAGUCUUCUGUGAACCACAAGUGGACUUCCCGUGUGGCAGAACGUUUCGGACAGCAGUAGUCUCAGCAUUCAGGAGGUCUCUGCUCGGCCGUGAGAACACGAGCCGUGAGAAUACCACGUCACUGACCCACAACGUUACCACCACGUCCCCUCCUUCAUCUCCAGCCAGCACCACAAAGUCUUUUCGAGACACAACUGAUUCUGCAGUAUACCGAAGCAUAAAGAAGCUGCCUCUGUGGGUGUACAGUGAGGCCGAGAGCCCCACUGAGGCCGAGAGCCCCACUGAGGAGCUGGUUCGCCCUUAUAAACGCAUUGUAGGUGGCUCAUUUGUCACUCCAGGAGACAUCCCGUGGCAGGUGGCCUUGGUGUUACAUCCCAGUGGUGAGAUAUUCUGUGGAGGCUCCAUCCUCAGUGAGAGUUGGGUCGUGACUGCCGCUCACUGCCUGGCAGAGGUGGAAGGCCCCUUCUUUGUCAGAGCUGGAGAGUACAACAUCUACAUCAAUGACGGCACAGAGCAGGAUUACGAAGUGUUGAGGCAGCACAUACACCCACGCUACAACACCAGCGUGAGCUUUUACGACCACGACAUUGCCCUGCUGUACCUCAAAUCCCCCAUCACCUUCUCUGCAACAGUGCGGCCCAUCUGCAUCGGGCCCAUGGCUUUCAUCGAGGCCCUCGUGAAGAACUCCUCCCCGGCCACAGUCAGCGGCUGGGGCCGAACGCGCUUCCUCGGGGCCACGGCCAACACGCUGCAGAAGGUGGAGGUUCCCUUCGUGGAUCGGACAGAGUGUAAGGAAAGCAGCAGCUCCAGGAUCACUCCUUUCAUGUUCUGUGCAGGAUACUACAACGAGGCCAAAGACGCCUGUCAGGGCGACAGCGGAGGUCCUCAUGCAAACAGCCUUCAUGACACAUGGUUCCUGACAGGCAUUGUGAGCUGGGGGGAGGAAUGUGCAAAGGAUGGGAAAUAUGGAGUGUACACCCGAGUGUCACUUUACUACCGCUGGAUGAACUACAUCAUGGGAUUAAAUAACCACAGGCUGGCGUUUGAUGUGGAUGAUCCUGACCCAUAAAUUUCAAAAUUAUAAAUUUAAAAAUACAACUGAUUUCACAAAAGUGUCAAAUAAAAUGUUUUUUUUCUUGCAGGACAUUCAAAUAUUGAAGUUGCAUUAAAUUGCAUAUUGAUUUUUGUGUGUCCAACUCAUGCAUUUUAGUUUUAAAUAUUCUGAGUAGUGUGUCGUUACAGAGCACAAAUAGAUAUGUAAAAAUAUACAUGUGUAAUUUUUAUUGACUGAACUUGACUAAUAAACUCCACCCUU
Messenger RNA from Paralichthys olivaceus (Japanese flounder), 1861 nucleotides. RefSeq names its product coagulation factor IXa (gene f9a). Gene Ontology annotation, cellular component: extracellular region. Lineage: Eukaryota; Metazoa; Chordata; Actinopteri; Pleuronectiformes; Paralichthyidae. The record is from RefSeq and is a predicted model, not a curated record. Gene Ontology annotation, molecular function: serine-type endopeptidase activity; calcium ion binding. Gene Ontology annotation, biological process: proteolysis; blood coagulation.